AUGGCGUUGGUUUCCGCAGCACCUUAUUUGGCAUUAUUAGGAGAAGAUGAUUCUAGUUUGAAGACGUACGCCUUAUCGUCACUAAACGAAGUAGUGGAUCAAUUAUGGGCAGAAAUAGCUAAUAAUAUUACUGAGCUAGAAGAUUUAUAUGAGGAUGAGUCUUUUGAAAAGAGACAGUUGGCUGCACUUGUCAUCUCCAAAGUCUAUUACAAUCUUGGAGAUUUCGAAGCUUCUGUCAAGUAUUCUCUUCGUGCUGGCAGCGAACUCAAUAUCGAGGAGAAAACUCAAUAUAUUGAAACUAUAGUGUCUCAAUGUAUUAAUCUUUAUAGUAGUUUGUCCCAAAAGAAGUUUACUGAUGAUUCCGUGAUGAUCGAUAGCCAUUUGAAUGAAAUUUUCGAGCAAAUGUUAGAAAAAUGUAUUAAGUCAAAUGAGUUGAAAUUGGCACUAGGUAUUGCUUUAGAAAGUUACAGAUUAGAUAUUGUGGAGUCUAUAUUACAAGGCCAAAUCAAGGUUGAUGAAGAAAAUGCACUUUCGUUGAUCAGCUAUGUCUUAACUUGUACUAAUACCGUCGUGAGCAAUGCUGUUUUUCGAAACAAUGUAUUAAAUUCUCUUAUCAACUUGUUAUUACUGUUAAAGAAAUCUCAUGAUUUCUUUACUACUUUCAAGAUCAUAGUUCAAUUGAAUGACUCAGAGAUAGCUUCUCAUAUUUUUAAGAAACUCUUGGUCGAUAAUAAGAAUUUGAUCGCUUAUCAAGGCGCUUUUGAUUUGGUGAAAUCAGCCUCACAAGAAUUAUUGGAUAACAUUAUUGACAACUUGAAGAAGGACGAAUCUCUUGAUUCUUCUGUGGGCUCAGCUAAACAAAAUUUAGUGCAUAUUCUAGGUGGGGUUCCCACUUGUGAUUUAGACAUUACAUUUUUAUUCAAAAACAACAACACAGAUAUUUCUAUUUUGAAUAAGACUAAGAAUUUACUUGAGGGAAGGAGCUCCAUUUUUCAUUCUGCCGUAACAUUUGCAAAUGCAUUUAUGCAUGCUGGUACGACAGAUGAUUCAUUCUUUAGAAAAAACUUGGAAUGGUUAGGAAAGGCAACCAACUGGUCGAAGUUUUCUGCCACCGCUGCUCUCGGUGUUAUUCAUAAAGGAAACUUGUCACAAGGACGCAAUAUAUUGAAGCCGUACUUACCGGGAUCUUCUGGUGCCCCUCAUACUAAAGGUGGAUCUUUAUUUGCUUUAGGCUUGAUUUACGCGGGCCAUGGAAUCGAUGCUAUAGACGAUCUUAAACUGUUCAUUGAUGAGCAUGGAAAUACUGCUGGUAGUAAUGAUAGCGAUAUUAUGUUGCAUGGAGCUUGUUUAGGAGGCGGUGUCGCCGGAAUGGGAUCCAAUAAUGAGAAUCUUUAUGAAUCAUUAAAAGUUGUUCUUUAUUCCGAUUCUGCCAUUUCUGGUCAAGCUGCUGGUUUGGCAAUGGGUCUUGUGGUGCUAGGAUCUGGGAAUGAAAGUGCAAUUAAUGAUAUGUUAACUUAUGCUCAGGAGACUCAACAUGAAAAUAUAAUUAGAGGACUCGCAAUUGGUCUUGCUUUAGUAAAUUUUGGAAGAGAAGAAAAUGCUAAUGCUAUAAUUGAGCAGUUAAUGUCUCAAGAGAGUUCUAUCUUAAGAUAUGGUGGUGCCUUUACCAUAGCUCUAGCUUACGCAGGAACUGCAAAUAGCUAUGCAAUUAAAAAGUUAUUGCACUAUGCAGUUUCUGAUCCCUCCGACAAUGUCAGAAGAGCAUCUGUGAUUGGAUUGGGAUUCUUGUUGAUUCGCGAUUAUACAUCAACGCCUCAAAUUGUCGAAUUAUUGGCGCAAUCACAUAACCCCCAUGUGCGGUACGGAACGGCUCUAGCUCUAGGAAUAUCUUGCGCGGGAAGGUGCUUUGAUGCUGCAAUCGAUGUAUUGGAGCCAUUGACCAAGGAUCCAGUAGAUUUUGUGAGACAGGGGGCGUUAAUGGCGUCUGCAAUGAUUUUAAUUCAACAAAAUGAGAAUGUCUAUCCAAAAGUUAAAGACUUCAAAACUCAAUAUGCCGACACGAUUAAGAACAAACAUGAAGAUGCUUUAGCUAAAUUCGGUGCAACCUUAGCUCAGGGUAUUAUUGACGCUGGGGGGCGUAAUGUGACCAUAAAUUUGGUGAAUACACAAACCAAUACUUUGAAUACCAAGGCUGUAGUUGGCUUAACUGUCUUCUUGCAGUCUUGGUAUUGGUUUCCUUUAGCUCAUUUUUUGCCUUUAUCUUUUGUUUCCACUUCUAUUAUUGGUGUUCGCGAAGAUUUGAAGGUUCCAAAAUUCGAUCUUAAUUGCCAUACAAAGCCUGAGGCAUUCGAAUACCCGCCCAAGAUUGAGGAGACAAAAGAAAAGCUGCCCGAUAAAAUUGCUACUGCUGUUCUCUCGACUACCGUGAAGGCUAAGGCUAGAGCUAAAAAAAAUCAAGGCAAGAAGGAAGACAAAUCUAGUUCAGGAGACAAAAUGGAUGUAGAUGAAGACGAAAUCAAUAAGAAAUCUGAAAAACCUAUCAAGUCUGACUCUGCUGAAGACACAAGGGAUAAGGAUGAGACAUUCGCUAUUCGCUAUGUCAAAACGCCGUACAAGAUUCCUAAUAUGAGCAGGGUUUUACCAGUACAGUCAAAUUACGUUUCUUUUCCAAAAGAUUGCAGGUUUUCGCCCGUCAGAAAAUUCAAUGGUGAUUGUGGCAUAGUGGUUCUUGAAGAUUCUUCGCCCCAUGAGAACAUAGAGUUUAUUAAAACAGUAAGGCAAUUGAAUAUUACUGAAGCACCGUUGCCAGAACCCUUUACAUUAAGUGCCGAGGACUUAAAAUCUGACGAUGAGUAG
Priceomyces carsonii is the source of this 2856-nucleotide messenger RNA. RefSeq names its product proteasome regulatory particle base subunit (gene RPN2). NCBI's taxonomy places the organism in Eukaryota, Fungi, Ascomycota, Pichiomycetes, Serinales, Debaryomycetaceae. The coding region runs from base 1 to 2856 and encodes 951 amino acids. Gene Ontology annotation, cellular component: proteasome complex; proteasome storage granule; proteasome regulatory particle, base subcomplex. Gene Ontology annotation, molecular function: enzyme regulator activity. The transcript has a single exon. Gene Ontology annotation, biological process: regulation of protein catabolic process; proteasome-mediated ubiquitin-dependent protein catabolic process. The record is from RefSeq and is a predicted model, not a curated record.